AUGCAGCAUCGAGUUAGUGAAGGGUGCGGCAAGACAGUUCCUGAGAGUUUUCAUAUUUCACUCUGUUUGAUUGAACAGUUGGGGCGCGUUCCAGAAGGGGAGCGCUUGUCAGAGGAGCAGCUCUGGAGGUCACAUAUCAAAGCUUGGGGAGCUGAGUUGGCUGAGGAUUCACCGCCAGUCAAACCGGCUGAGAUGUAUACAGUUGCAGUUCUCCUUUCGCUUGAGCUUGUGGUUGCAGAUGAGUCCCAGCGCAUUUUUGCCAGGGCUUUGGCUUGGGUUGUGCUGGUGAUGGUGUGGGGCUCAAUGAGAUGUGACGAUGUUCAGUCUGUUUUGGCGCACAGGUCAACGUUGUCCAACUACGGGCUGAGAUUGGUGUUGGGGAAGUCCAAGACUUCAGGCCCUGACAAGAUCCAGAAGGAGGUGAAGAUUGGGGAAUCUGAGCAGUUCAAUUUUCGGAGAGAUUAUUUCGUGAUGGAACCUUCUUCAAGUUGGGAAUCUGUGAAACGGAAGUUUGUGCCCCCAUCUGGUUUGAGUUCAUUGAUCAGCAAGCUGUUGAGUGACUUGCCUGUCCCAAAGAAACACUUGGAUGGCUGGGUGAUGAACGCGGGGGCACUUCUCCUGCCUGAUGGGCUGGAGAGUCAUUUCACUGGCCAUAGCCCUCGCAACUUCCUGACCUCAGUUGCAGCUGCCAUUGGAUUCCAUCGGGAUCAACGAGCUUACUUGGGCCGCUGGGCAAUGGGAAUGGUGGCUUCGGAAGAAUAUGUGAGGACCUCUAGGCAGGUGGUCUUCACCAUUCAGAAGGCGGUCAAUAGGGCAAUUGUCACGGGUUUUGAUCAAGAGUAUUUUGAAGACGAGGCCAUUGACAGGCUUUGCAAGUCAGCAGAGGAUUCAGGUGCAAACCGCAACAGAAUCCGGAAGAGGCACACGGUCUCUUCAAACUUGUCUGGCAGGUACAGUCUUGGUGGCGUGUUCCCAACGUUGGAAGUCUUGCCAGACGACUGGUUUGAGGUUGGUGAUAAUGAAGCCGAUGAGGCUACCCUGGAAGCAAACAUUCAGGAGCAAAAGGCUCGUGCGGCGACGGCUGAUAAGGCCGUGUCAAAAUUCUUUGUGACAAUUUCGAGACGCACGGCAUUUCGACGUCUUCACCUCACGGGUUGUUUUGUCAAGCCUUCCAAUUGCACUGAAGUGCGCAUGAUGGACGAGGUGGGGAAUGAAGAUUUCGAUUCCAUUUGCAGAGCAUGCAAGAGGAAGAUGCUGGCUGAGAGUGGGAAGGACGAUAGCGUUGAGUCCAGCUCCACUGCCUCCUCUUCAUCGACGGCCAGUGUGGCUGAAGAGGAGGGUGUUGAUCCUUAG
Messenger RNA from Cladocopium goreaui, 1353 nucleotides. The record is from the annotation of a GenBank genome assembly. Lineage: Eukaryota; Dinophyceae; Suessiales; Symbiodiniaceae.